Messenger RNA from Kwoniella botswanensis, 1437 nucleotides. RefSeq lists its product as uncharacterized. Lineage: Eukaryota; Fungi; Basidiomycota; Tremellomycetes; Tremellales; Cryptococcaceae. Gene Ontology annotation, molecular function: metallodipeptidase activity. The transcript has 15 exons. The coding region runs from base 1 to 1437 and encodes 478 amino acids. Gene Ontology annotation, biological process: proteolysis. The record is from RefSeq and is a predicted model, not a curated record.
AUGGCAGCCAACCCGCAAUUCCUCAAAUACGUCGACGACCAUCAAGAUGAUUAUAUCAAGAGACUAUCUGACGCUGUCGCAAUCGCCUCAGUCUCUGGUAACUUAAGCUACGUCAAAGAUGUAGAAGCAAUGGGUGAAUACCUCGUCCAACAACUUACUGCCCUCGGGGCCACAGUCGAGAAGAGAGGUAUCGGUAAACACACCUUGGAAGGUAAAGAGGUAGACCUCCCUCCUGUCAUCAUCGGUCAAGUAGGCAACGAUCCCAAGAAGAAAACGCUUUUAGUAUAUGGUCACUACGAUGUUCAACCUGCUUUGAAAGAGGAUGGAUGGCUUUACCCUCCUUUCGAACUUACACCUGAUCCUAAAGGUUCCGGUAAACUGUAUGGAAGAGGUGCGACGGACGACAAAGGUCCUGUGUUGGGUUGGAUCAACGUCUUAGAGGCUCAUAAGAAUUUGGGCAUCGAACUUCCAGUAAACUUGAAAAUGUGUUUCGAGGGUAUGGAAGAGAAUGGUUCGGUGAACCUUGAUAAGUUCAUCGAGUCAGAGAAGGACAAAUUCUUUUCUGAAGUAGAUUGCAUGUGUAUCUCGGACAACUAUUGGCUCGAUACCAAAACACCAUGUCUUACCUAUGGUCUAAGAGGUAUCAACUACUAUGAAAUCAAGAUCAACGGUCCAGAUAGGGAUUUACACUCUGGUGUAUUUGGUGGUACGGUACAUGAACCUAUGACCGAUCUCAUUGCUUUGAUGUCGAAGCUCGUUACCCCCACUGGAGAGAUCCUUAUCCCAGGUGUCAAGGAGAUGAUUGCUCCUUUGACCGAUGACGAGAAAGCCAAAUUCGAAGCUAUCCACUUCUCGAUGUCGGACAUUCACGGUGCAGUCGGUGGAGAUGUGACCAUCUCAAACGACACCGUAAAGACUCUCAUGGGCCGAAUGCGUAACCCAAGUUUGUCAUUACACGGUAUCGAAGGUGCUUUCUCUGCUCCCGGUUCAAAGACUGUUAUCCCGUGUCAAGUGAAGGGUAAAUUCUCGAUCAGACUCGUACCGAACCUCACAGUCGCUGGUGUCACCGAGCACGUCGUGAAGUACGUGAAGGAGGAGUUCGCCAAGCUGGGCUCAAAGAACACCUGUGAUGUCUACUUGACCCAUGGUGGUGAACCUUGGAUCGCCGAUCCUAACCAUUACUCAUACAGGGCUGCUCACAAAGCUACUGAAGCGGUGUACGGCCAAACUCCCGAUUACACCAGAGAAGGAGGUUCUAUCCCCGUUACCCUCGACUUUGCAAACAUCCUCAACCUGAAUGUUCUUCUUCUUCCAGUCGGACGAGGCGAUGAUGGUGCUCACUCGACUAACGAGAAAAUCGAUACCAGCAACUAUAUCAACGGUACCAAAUUACUCGGUUCGUACAUGUACGAACUCGCUGCUAUCUCUAAGGAUUAG